Messenger RNA from Doryrhamphus excisus (bluestripe pipefish), 2674 nucleotides. NCBI's taxonomy places the organism in Eukaryota, Metazoa, Chordata, Actinopteri, Syngnathiformes, Syngnathidae. The record is from RefSeq and is a predicted model, not a curated record.
ACGACUUCUCAACACUGGAGAAAGAGGCAUAGCCUAGCUAACAAAUAUUUUUCAGCAUUAAGAUGCCACAACGGCAUUUGUCAUAUAUUAUAUCAAGUACUGUGCUGUGGAAGUUGGGAAGAUUUCAUGGAUGAGUACUGACGACCAGCAACAAUGGGUGUUUCCAUAUUUGAAUAGGUGUUUCAAUAUGCUAAAGAGCUCUCACAAGCUCUUAAUUUAACAACUACAGUGGUGACUGCCAGAAGAGACAGGAGUUCAUAAAGGGUGACCACAUCUGGCAAGAUGGAACCCAGAGGAAGAGUAAGCCCAACAGCAAGUGGCAGGAUGUAGAAGAGGAGGAUCUGGAUGGAUAGCUUGAUGCUGUGCUUGGCCUCACUUGCUUGCAAACGCCGUGAUCUGCUCCUGCCAAAAGCAAAAAAGAAAACGUCACUUGGCGUGGUGCUUGUUGCCAGCGGACCUGAAGACCUUUGUGAACCAACGUGGAGUCAAACGACUCUUUGACGCAAAAAUAUGUCAGAGCCAGAAGUUUUGCUCCCCAGUGGACUGGAAUCAGAAGGAGUCCUCCAUCAGAGGCUGCAAUACCUGACUGUGGCGGUCCAACAGCAGCUGCAAGAGACAGAAAGGAGAUACAGAGAGGAGCUGGAGAGGAGGAUUCAUCACAACACUCUCCUCUCAGCAGAUUUGGACAGACUUUCCAGUUAUACAAAUGAAGUAACCUGUGAUACAAAACAUGGAGGACUGAGGAGAUAUGCCUCAUCACUUGCCCUGACUUCUGAUAAUGUAACAUCAAACCAUUGUAGACCAAUAGAGGUAUCUGCUCCAGUUUUGGGAUCUUCAUCAGAUUGCAAGCGUCCCUCCAGGCUGAUUCCUUACCAUACACAACAGUGUGAACGCGCAGCUUCAUUCAAAACAACACAGCAGAGGAAAGAAGAAGAGGAGGAAGCUGAGUGCAAGAAGAAGUUCAGUGCACUUCCUGUUCCAAGUCAAGUCAAACAGUCCCUCUUCCGGGAGAUGAUGGAACAGAGGGACAGAGUGAGGAAGCAAGGGCAUGAACAAAGGAAAAACUUUCUGCUUUCUGACCAAAGACCUUUCAGCUUCCAGGAGAGAGAAAAGAAGAAACAGGACAAGUUGGCUGCACUGGAGACCCAAGUCUCCCAGCAGGCAAAAAAGACAACUUUAGACAAUGUCAAACAAUCCUCUCCUAAACUACUCGGAGCGACAGAUAAGGAGCAUUGCAGUAAUGUUCAUGUGAGCACUACGCAACAGGAGAAGCCUGCAGCACCUGGUAGGCCCAAACUCCGCACAGCAGAGCGCACCAGAAGGGAAAAGCUGGGAUUCCUGGAUGAAAAACCAAGCUUCCAGCCGAAGAUCAACCAUCAGGUGCCAGAUUUCCGCCGUCUGCACAAAGCUCUGCAGACAGAGGGGCUGACAAAAACGCCAGUUAAAGACGUGAUCAGGUGCCAGCCCUUUUACCUGAGGACAUCAGCUCUUCCUGUUCGGCAAAGGAAACAGAGCCCUGACAAGUUACAGGUUUCCAGUAGUCUAAAUCGAAGUAAGUCAUGUGGAGCGUUGACGUCCUUGUCUGCAGACACGCUUCCAACUUACAUCACAGAUGCAACAAGGAAGCGCUGCAUGGCCAUCAGGAUGUCUAUGGAAACGAGGGAUUGGAAGAAUCAGGCAAGUGACAACUGGUUAAAGAAUUACCAAACCAAGUCUGAGGCCAUGAGGAAAACCGUUUCCCUCCAUGCGAAGUUACUGGACCCUCACAAAAGCUUGAGAGAAGUCUACGAUGAACGACUACAGCACCAUCGGCAGGCAGAUCGACAAAGGACAAGCGACUACAUGAAGGAUCUACGGGACAUGAAGGCUCGUGUUAGAGAGCGUCCUCUGUUGUUCGAACAGGUGAAACAGAGAAACGCAAAAGCUCGAGCAGAGCAAACAUACAGGAACGAGCUGAAGAAAGCUGGUAUAAAAGAGCAGUUUGUGGAAGAAAAGGGAUCAACGCUGAAUGAAACAUUGGAGGAUGACACAACCCCAAAUGUCCACAGAACUGACAAUGCAUUCCACAGCAGCGAUGCAGAGGAGGAAAAUGUAGACGACGGUGAAGAAAAUUGAAGAUGUGGAGGAGAACAACGUGGGGGAAGGAUUGUCAUGAUCAGACGGUACAAUGUUUUUGUGGCCUCUCUGCUAGAAAACAACACUGUAAUCAAAUAUGACUCAUGUCUACCUAACCACAUCAACAAUGUGAUAUGCCAACAUGUGUAACUAUAAAUACAGAAAUCUCAAAACAUCUGAACCAGAUCAUUCAAAAGGGAAAACAUAGAAAAGUGUUUAAAUAAUAUUUGUUUUAAUUACCGUAUAUUUUGAUACUUAUAAAUGUGUGUGCCACAUUAAACAGAUUAUUCUGACAAUAAUAAUUUACUUUGUAGAAUUAUGGACACCUGAUUACCGCAAUAAACAUUUAAAAAACUGAAUUGAAACAUUAGUUCAGCCGACUCUGUGACAUUAAUGUGUUUUUACCUCAAGGGUGUUCAAACUGUGGCUAAAGUGCCAUUCGCAGCUUAUGGCUUGUUUUUUAUUGGCCCGUCGUAGUAGCAAAAAUCUGUAAAAUAGAGCAAAAAGACACAAUACAAAGAGAAAAAGCAGACAUGUAGACACUAAAAACUAAUAACAU